Molecule: messenger RNA, 1621 nt
Organism: Pipra filicauda (Wire-tailed manakin)
Lineage: Eukaryota; Metazoa; Chordata; Aves; Passeriformes; Pipridae
Gene: CETP
Product: cholesteryl ester transfer protein
Exons: 16
Coding region: 19-1536 (505 amino acids)
Biological process (GO): triglyceride homeostasis; cholesterol metabolic process; very-low-density lipoprotein particle remodeling
Cellular component (GO): high-density lipoprotein particle
Molecular function (GO): phosphatidylcholine binding; triglyceride binding; cholesterol binding
Source: RefSeq, a predicted model, not a curated record
UCUCCACUCUGGCUGAAGAUGAGCUGGGCUGGCAGGAUGAUACUGGGGAUCUUCAGGAUCUUGCUGGUGCUUGUCCAUGCGUCAGCAGCCUGUGACUUCGGGCCCUCCCCUUACAGAGCCACCGGGGUCGUCUGCAGGAUGACCAAGCCCGCGGCAUUGCUGUUGAACCAGGAAACAGCACAGGUCAUCCAAGCAGCCUUCAGAAGUGCCAAAUUCCCAAAUAUCACCGGGGAAAGGUCUGUGCGUCUCCUGGGCAAGGUGGCUUACGAGCUGACCAACAUCCAAGUCAAUGACUUGUCCAUAGAGAAGAGUGACGUGGAGCUUAAGGAAAAUAAUGCCAUUUAUCUUGCCAUUAAAAACGUGACGGCCUCCUUCAAAGGGACCCUGACCUACGGCUACGCAGGGGCCUGGUUUUUGAGGCUUUUUCACUCAGUUGAUUUUGAAAUCGAGUCUUCCAUUGACCUCCAGCUGGACAUUAAACUGACGUGCCAGGAGGACAAAAUGGUUGCUGAUGCCUCAGACUGCUACCUGACUUUCCACAAACUCACCUUACACCUCCAAGGAGACAAAGAGCCAGGCUGGCUGAAGCAACUCUUCACAGAUUUCAUCUCCUUCACUCUGAAGCUUGUUCUCAAGAGGGAGGUGUGCAAGGAAAUCAAUUCUCUUGCUCAGAUGCUGGCAAAUUUUGUACUUGAUUUAGCAGCGAAUUUUGUCCGGGACAAGGAUAUCAUCGUUGAUCUCUCCCUUGCAGCAGACUCCCUGAUACAAACGGGUUACGUAGAAUCACGUCACAAGGGCCUUGUGCUGUACAAGAACUACUCCAGCACCCUGAGCGACUCUGUUUUCUCCCCGUCGCUGCUGACCGAGUCCCGAAUGCUCUACUUCUGGCUGUCCGAGCACACCCUCAGCUCUCUGGCCUCUGCAGCUUUCUUAGAUGGGAGACUGGUAUCAACCAUCAGAGGGGAGAAGCUGCAGGCACUCUUUGAAAUGGAGGACACGGAAGCGCAGCAGAAGGCGGUGCAGAUGAUUUUUCAAGGCACCUCCUAUAAUGACUCUGUGGCCAAGGUGUGGAGUCUCGCCCAGCCCCAAAUUUCUCUUCAGCCUGAAGGGACAGUCGUGAAGUGCUUGGUAGCAGUGGAGGUCAGCAUUCUUCCCGCAGGAGGAGAGUCUCUGGUGGUUCUGUACAUGGAGAAGGAAAUCACGGUCACUAUCCAAGCUGCCUAUGUGGAAAAGAAACUCAUUUUGCAGCCUUUGGACUCCAGCAUAGAGUUUAAAGUCUUGAAAUGCACAGCUGAUCCAAGUGGGAAUGACCCAUCCAUACGAAACUUUCUGCAGAACAUGAUCUCGGUUGUUGGGAUCCCAGAAGUAACUUCAAGCAUUGGAUCAGCUCUGACUUCACUGAUGGACAAAAAAGGAAUCAAUCUAUUUGAUAUCAUAAAUCCUGAGAUCGUCCCAAGAAAGGGAUACGUAAUCGUACAACUUGACUUUGACUUCCCGCAUCAUUUGCUUCUUGAUUUUCUUCACAAAAGUUUAUAGAGCUGAUCCCUUCAUAGAGAGGAGCUUGUGUACAAGCAGCAAGAUUUGUGUGUGAACCAAUUAAAAGAUGAGCUGAUUUAAAUGA